Molecule: messenger RNA, 858 nt
Organism: Apiotrichum porosum
Lineage: Eukaryota; Fungi; Basidiomycota; Tremellomycetes; Trichosporonales; Trichosporonaceae
Exons: 3
Coding region: 1-858 (285 amino acids)
Source: RefSeq, a predicted model, not a curated record
AUGCCGCUCCACCCACACUUGCACCUUCUCGUCCCCUCCUCGACGGCAAGCAUCGCCCUCGAGGCCCGCGUGUACAUCUCCCGCUCAGCAGCGGCCGCGCUCUCCGGGUUGGCCACGACCUCCACCUCGUCCGAGCCUACCCCGCUGGAGGGUCUCACAGACUCGCAGCGCGCAACAGUCGCCGGUCUGGGUAUCCGCAAGAUCGUCACUGCGGCGCACCCAUGGGGGCGGUUGGGCGGGAACAUGCUCUUCCCUGUGAUCGCAAACUACCUCCCCAACGCCGUCUUUGGGACUCCCCGCGCCGACGGUGCCGCGCCAGACACCGCCAUUGCGACGUUCAACGUCCGCGGUGUCGGCCAGUCGGGCGGCAGCAUGCCGCUGCCGGGCUUCGGCAUCGGCAACGACGGCGAGGACUUUGCAGCUGUCGAGCGCGCGGUAGCUGACCUUGUGGGCGGGCAAGCAGAGCUGUACCGGUUGGGCUACUCGUACGGCACCAACCUCGCGCUCAACGCUCCCCUCCCAGACCGCGGCGUCAAGCGCACCAUCCUCGUCUCCCCGGCACCAACGCUGUUCAAGGCCAUGACCCUCCUGUCGGGUCCAACGUUUGCAACAGGUCUAGACGCAGCGCUCGAUCGCGCUGCGGCGUCCCGGGAGUCUGGCAAGGACGCGCGUUCGCUCUGGGUCGUGUUUGGCGACAAGGACGAUUUCACCGGCGCGGCCACUCUGCGCGCCCUCGGCGGCGACAAGAAGGACGAGAUUGUGGCAGUAGAGAUUUCGGGCUGUGGACACUUUUAUGCGCGUGUCGAGGACGGCGACGCGGCUGAAAAGGCCAUCGCGGCAUGGAUCUCGGACAGCUGA